This is a messenger RNA of Lates calcarifer (barramundi perch), 1307 nucleotides long. It is a transcript of the gene rpp25l, whose product is annotated as ribonuclease P/MRP 25 subunit-like. The record is from RefSeq and is a predicted model, not a curated record. Gene Ontology annotation, molecular function: RNA binding. Gene Ontology annotation, biological process: tRNA 5'-leader removal. Bases 105 to 773 code for a protein of 222 amino acids. Lineage: Eukaryota; Metazoa; Chordata; Actinopteri; Centropomidae. Gene Ontology annotation, cellular component: ribonuclease MRP complex. The transcript is spliced from 2 exons.
AACUACAGUAAAACACGACAGUUCUCAUCGAUGUACGGUAACGUAAGUGUGACGGGUGAGGUAAACAUGUGCAGUGUCCGGUAGCCGAAAAACUAAACCCUCUGAUGGAGAACUACAGUAAGGCUCGGACGGUGGAGCAGCCGUCUGUCUGUCCUUUCCCCGGCCUCCCCCCCGACACGCCGGAGGUCCGCGUCAAAGACGGCAGCAAGAUCCGCAACCUGCUGCGCUACGCCCUGAGCCGCAUGGAGGCCAAACCGCGAGCCGCUGAGGAGGAGGAGGGGCGACCCCCGCCCGGGGAGGGAGGCGGGGCCGAGGAGGGGCGACAGGAGGCAGCGGGCCGCCCGCUCUGCAGACAGGUGGUCUUCACAGCGAGCGGGAAGGGCGUCUCCAAGGCCAUCACCUGCGCUGAGAUCGUGAAGCGGCGCGUGAAGGGGCUCCACCAGCUCACCAGGCUGCUGUACAGCACCGUGGUGGAGGUGUGGGAGCCGCUGGAGCCCGCCGCCGGCCUCGACAGCCUGACGGUCAGCAGGAACCUGCCCGCCAUCUGGAUCCUCCUCUCCAGAGAGCCGCUGGACCGCAGCCAGCCCGGAUACCAGGCGCCGGGGCGAUACGACGCCCUGUGGGCUCAGUCCACCAACAAGGAGGAGGGUGGAGGGUUCACUGGACAGAGAGCAGGACACAGGAGGAAGAGAGGAGGAGGAGGAGGAGGAGGAGGCAGCAGAGGAAAGGGACCCGGCCGUCAGAGUGGACGGACCAGAGAAGCAGCUAAAUGACAGAGUUGGUUUUGAGACUGAAACCCUGCAGAGUGAAGGACAGGAGCUGAACACAGUCACUUAGAACAAGACUGAUUCCGUUUCUUUAAUGAAAAUCAACCUAAAGAGAAUCAGUGACACAGAGAUGAUCGAUCACUGUCAGUUUACGUUUUUAUUUCAGUUUCAUCAUAUUUCUUCUUCACUUCAGGCUCCAUGUUCCUGCCUGUUCAGGAGCUUUUGACUGGAUCACACAGUCUUCAUCAGCCUGAUGUUUCAGCUUCAAUGUCAGAUUAUUUUUUCAGAGUCUGAGGAAAGAAAGUGAUGGAUCAUCUACAGGCUAAAACUGACUGUUGAACUAAUGAACCAGUUUAAACUCUCAUCAGACAGAAAGUAAAGCUCCUGUCAGUUUGUCUUUUCUUGCUGUGGAAAACCUUGAUGAAACAACAUUUCCUGUAGUUUUCUGUUGAUGUGCUUGUACGAUGGAAACAGGCUCUGAAAAUGAAUGUUUUUCAAAAAGCAGCUGAUUAAAGAGGUUUUAUUAGUUUAACCCUGAAA